Molecule: messenger RNA, 1506 nt
Organism: Perca flavescens (yellow perch)
Lineage: Eukaryota; Metazoa; Chordata; Actinopteri; Perciformes; Percidae
Product: peptidyl-prolyl cis-trans isomerase
Exons: 4
Coding region: 910-1353 (147 amino acids)
Biological process (GO): protein peptidyl-prolyl isomerization; protein folding
Cellular component (GO): cytoplasm
Molecular function (GO): cyclosporin A binding; peptidyl-prolyl cis-trans isomerase activity
Source: RefSeq, a predicted model, not a curated record
UUUUGCACAGCAAAAAAUCUUCUGCUUUACACAAAAUAAAAAUGUUGCUGUUACAAAAUGAAAGGCCAGCCUGUUUAAGCUGGCUAACGUUAGUCUAAUGUUAUGUAUUUGACUCGUAAACGACCACAGCAUGAGUCAAUGCUAACUAACGUUAAGUCGUGACUCGUGAGUUAGCUAACGUUAGACGGAUAACGUUAAAAGCUACUGCAAUCUGCUUGCUACCGUUAUCUAGAUCUAGGAGCUGUGCACGUUGGUGGUGCUAGGCUAACCAACGCAUCUUGGCUCUCUGUGCAGUUUGUUUGUGCUAGGUUAGUAGCUAAUGUUAGCUACUAGAGAUGACUGUGUUUUGCAGCCGUAAGCUAGCUACCAUUCAAGCCAACGUUAGAUGACUAACGUUAGCUAAACACAGCUGUCUAGGCCUAGGCACCAGUAGCUAGCUAACGUUAACGUUAGCUACUAACCUAGCACCAACAAACUGCACGGAGAGCUAAGAUGGUUAGCUAGCACCACCAAAGUGUGCAGAGCUCAAGCUACACAACACACUGCACAAACAUGAAAUGAAUUUAGCCGACAUUAGUACUAAAUUAGUACUUAGUUAUUAUUGUCUCCUUCACGAGUGACAACGGGGUUCCUCCAUUUCAGAUGCUCCCACAUUGCUGGUGUGGAAUGCCAACUCCAUUUGGCAAAGACUGCAAAUAACGACACCUUUUACGUUUGGGACUAAAUUUGAAGAAUUCCCAUACCUUCGAUGAUUUAGGGCGAGCUGUUUUUUCUUUUUUUUUGGUCUUUCUUUUAUUGGGGCUUUUUGCAGGGCUUUGUUGGGAAUUAUGUGAGGAGGUUGCCAUUUCGUCCUCCAUUCUGCAACGUUUUGGUCUCCCACGUGUGUGGCGAAGCAUUGACGCAAAAAAUAUGAUGUCGACGUCAUGCCUAAUGCAAAGCAGUAUCACAGAAAAUUUCCGUGCUUUGUGCACCGGGGAGAAGGGUUUUGGCUACAAGGGCUCCACGUUCCACCGUAUCAUCACUAAAUUCAUGUGCCAGGGCGGGGACUUCACCAAUCACAAUGGAACUGGAGGCAAAUCCAUCUACGGGGAGAAGUUUGCUGAUGAGAACUUUCAGCUGAAGCACACAGGCCCGGGCAUCCUGUCCAUGGCUAAUGCCGGGCCCAACACCAACGGAUCCCAGUUCUUCCUCUGCACAGAAAAAACUAGCUGGCUGGACGGGAAGCACGUGGUGUUCGGCCUUGUUGUGGAGGGCAUGGAUGUUGUCAAGAAAAUGGAGUCGUAUGGCACAGACAGCGGCAAACCGAAAGACAAAGCCAAGGUUGUCAUCGCCGACUGUGGUGAACUAAAAUAGUUUGGGCUUGUUCUCCCGUAAGAUUCAUUCUUUAUUAUCGACAUUUGUUCGUGUACCCUUUUGUAACUUCUAAUCUGUUCUCUGAGGACAUUUGUUAACACGUUCUGAAUAAAAUGUUGCUGAUGGAGUAACUAAAGCAACUUGAAAAGCUAA